Messenger RNA from Nymphalis io (European peacock), 1040 nucleotides. RefSeq lists its product as uncharacterized. The record is from RefSeq and is a predicted model, not a curated record. Bases 1 to 999 code for a protein of 332 amino acids. Gene Ontology annotation, molecular function: DNA binding. NCBI's taxonomy places the organism in Eukaryota, Metazoa, Arthropoda, Insecta, Lepidoptera, Nymphalidae. The transcript has 3 exons.
AUGCGUAAUGCUCGUUCACAUUCAAGGCAGAGUAUGUGCUCAUCUGUUGACGAGUCUCUGACACUGAGCGAAGUGUGGCAAAAGAUGCAAUGGGUAAAAUGCUACAAAACUAAAAGGAAAUAUAUUGAUGAAGGUAAAGCUAAUGAACUGUUACGAAACUUAGCACCUGAUUUUACAGUUCCUAAUAAACAAACUUUUAUAUCAACAAAUACGAAUUUAGAGACACUCAUUACACUAGUAGAAGUUGAAAAGUCUUGGGAAGAAUUGGUGGAAAUCUAUAGAACUGAUUUACCACAGGAUAAAAAAAAACAACUCGGUCUGGAUCUUCAAAAAAGGUGGAGAAACAUUCGCGACGCUUUUGUAAAGGCCCAUAAAGCAAAAGAAAGCAAGAGUGGGUCUGCAGCAAAAAAGAAGGUCCCAUAUGUAUUCUAUGAUAAUCUUUUAUUUAUAAAAGAUACAGUAACGGUUAACCGCACAGAUGGUAAUGCUACAGGAAAUGACGAUGAAAACACGAGUAUACAGACAGAAGUCAAUGUUCCGUCAAUGUCUUCAUUGCCGCCAAAAAGACGUAAGAAAAACAACGAUGAUAAUGAAGUCGGUGCACAGUUAGUUGGAGUGUUGAGUAAAAAUUUAGAAAGAAAGAAUAUGGAUGAUGACGACGAUCGCCUUUUUUUCUUGUCAUUGGUAAAGGAAUUUAAGAAAAUACCUGAGCACAUGCAAAUGCAGACAAAGUUAGAUAUUUUAAAAGUAAUAAAGGAUGCACAGCAGUUCUGUGAUUGUGAUAAUACCUAUCGUGGAUAUCAAACGGCACAUUAUUCAAGAAAUAAUCCUCACACUGAGCUUAUGCAAUCAUUGGACGUUGGACGACCACCUUCUCAAAAUUUUGAGGUACAAUCGCCAUUAUCAACUCACAGUCACCAGUCUCAGAACAGUGAACACUCGUCUUAUAUUGAACUUUUUAAUUCUAUUAAUGAUACUGAGGAUGAUUUAAAUGUUUGACAAUAGCCUUUCUUUUGAUGAAUAAAUAAAUAACAAAUUAA